Molecule: messenger RNA, 5034 nt
Organism: Lethenteron reissneri (Far Eastern brook lamprey)
Lineage: Eukaryota; Metazoa; Chordata; Hyperoartia; Petromyzontiformes; Petromyzontidae
Product: ATP-citrate synthase-like
Biological process (GO): acetyl-CoA biosynthetic process; fatty acid biosynthetic process; citrate metabolic process
Cellular component (GO): cytosol
Molecular function (GO): ATP citrate synthase activity
Source: RefSeq, a predicted model, not a curated record
CCCCUUCAUUCAUUGCGGCUUGAGUUAGGUCCGGGGCAGGAAAGCGUUCGCCUCGGUGCAACAGAGCAAUUGACAGCGUCUCGGGCGAAUAUCAAACGCUACUUCACGACAGCAACAACAGGAACAUUUUAUCCGUAAUCGGGUGAUUGUUUUUAUCCUUGUGGUUUUUCGCGUUUGUUUUAGGCCUCUACGGUCAUGUCUGCAAAAGCUGUUCGUGAGGCGACUGGGAAAUUUCUAGUGCACAAACAUCUGAGUGCUGCAGUGUCCGUUCAAAACAAAUCGCGUCAUGCCACCCUCACCUCCGAAACCGACUGGGAUCGGCUUGUCCAGGAACAUCCCUGGCUACUUGAUCAUAGGCUGGUGGUGAAGCCUGACCAGCUAAUUAAGCGCCGUGGAAAGCUUGGACUGAUUGGCGUCAACUUAGAUUUCCAAGGUGUACAGGAGUGGAUUAGAACGCGAAUAGGUCAGGAGAUCCAGGUUGAAGCAGCUUCAGGCAUAUUGAAGAACUUUAUAAUUGAACCUUUUGUACCCCACCAACAGGAGGAGGAGUUUUAUGUGUGCAUUUACGCAACCCGCGAGGGUGAUGUGGUGCUCUUCCACCACGAGGGAGGGGUCGACGUGGGGGAUGUGGACUCCAAGGCUCUGCGCUUCCUAGUGGGUAUUGACAAGGGCCUGACGCAAGAACAGGUGAAGACGCAGCUUCUGGUGAACGUGCCUGGUCCCCGCCAAGAGGUUCUAGCAAGUUUUGUCACUGAGCUCUUCAAGUUGUUUGAAGACCUAUACUUCACUUACCUGGAGAUAAAUCCACUUGUUGUAACAGAUGAUGGGGUGUAUGUGCUGGAUAUGGCUGCCAAGUUGGAUGCCACAGCAGACUAUCUCUGCAAGGCCAAAUGGGGCGAUAUUGAAUUUCCACCCCCAUUCGGCCGUGAAGCCUACCCAGAGGAAGCGUACAUCGCUGAUCUCGAUGCGAAGAGUGGUGCCAGCCUGAAGUUGACCAUCCUAAAUCCCAGGGGUCGGAUCUGGACCAUGGUAGCUGGUGGAGGGGCAUCUGUCGUCUACAGUGACACCAUCUGUGAUCUGGGUGCAAUGGAGGAGCUUGCUAAUUAUGGAGAGUACUCUGGUGCACCCAGUGAGCAGCAGACAUAUGACUAUGCCAAAACCAUCCUGUCACUCAUGACUCGUGAAAAGCACGCUGAUGGGAAAGUGCUCAUCAUUGGAGGAGGCAUUGCUAACUUCACAAACGUCGCUGCAACCUUCAAAGGCAUUGUGCGAGCAAUCAAAGAUUUCCGGGCUCGUCUAAAGGAAAAUGGCGUGAGCAUUUUUGUGCGACGUGGAGGCCCCAACUACCAAGAGGGCCUUCGUGUCAUGCGCGAAGUUGGUCAGACAACAGGCAUUCCAAUCCAUGUGUUCGGCACGGAGACGCACAUGACGGCCAUAGUGGGAAUGGCGCUGGGGCUGCGGCCCAUCCCGGACACCACGCCAGCGGAGGCUCACACUGCCAACUUUCUCCUGAAUGCUAGCACGCAAUCCGCAAAUACACCUGCUGCGAGUCGAAAGGGCUCUGUUUCAGAGGGUAACAGGAGCCAGGGCCGCAGGCACAGGUGCAUGUCUGGGGAGCACCCUGGUGCAGCCACCCCUCGUAAACUGACAAAACUGUUUGGGAAUCAUACCAAGUCCAUAAUCUGGGGGAUGCAGACACGUGCUGUGCAGGGCAUGCUGGACUUUGACUAUGUGUGCUCCCGUGAGGAGCCCUCUGUUGCUGCCAUGGUCUACCCUUUCACUGGUGACCAUAAGCAGAAAUUCUACUGGGGCCAUAAGGAGAUCCUGAUUCCAGUCUACAAGAGCAUGGCUGAGGCUAUGAAGAAGCAUUCCGAUGUGGACGUUCUCAUCAGCUUUGCUUCUCUGCGUUCUGCCUAUGACAGCACGGUGGAAACGUUGGGCUUUCCACAGAUUCACACAAUUGCAAUUAUUGCCGAAGGUAUUCCAGAGGCGCUCACUCGGAAGCUGAUAAAAAUGGCGGAUGAGAAGGGCGUCACCAUCAUCGGACCCGCCACGGUUGGUGGGAUCAAGCCAGGCUGCUUUAAGAUCGGGAACACGGGUGGCAUGCUGGACAACAUCCUAGCCUCCAAGCUGUACCGCCCGGGCAGUGUGGCAUACGUGUCUCGCUCCGGCGGAAUGUCAAACGAGCUCAACAACAUUAUCUCGCGCACAACAGACGGCGUGUAUGAGGGUGUGGCGAUCGGUGGGGACAGAUACCCUGGCUCCACUUUCAUUGAGCAUGUGCUCCGAUAUCAAGACACUCCUGAAGUAAAGAUGAUCGUCUUGCUGGGAGAGGUGGGGGGCACAGAGGAGUACAAGAUUUGCCAGGACAUCAAGGAAGGCCGUGUGACUAAACCUGUGGUGGCGUGGUGCAUUGGAACCUGUGCCACGAUGUUUACAUCUGAAGUCCAGUUUGGCCAUGCAGGCGCCUGUGCCAAUCAAGACUCUGAGACUGCUGUCGCCAAGAACGCAGCUUUGACUGAAGCGGGGGCUUAUGUCCCAAACAACUUUGAUGAACUAGGAGAUAAAAUAAAGGCUGUGUAUGACGACCUUGUGCAGCAAGGAGUGAUCGUCCCAGCACCAGAAGUGCCUCCUCCAACUGUACCCAUGGAUUACUCCUGGGCCAGGGAACUGGGCCUCAUCCGCAAGCCAGCAUCCUUCAUGACAAGCAUCUGCGAUGAGCGUGGCCAGGAGUUGGUCUACGCGGGCAUGCCCAUCACGGAGGUAUUCAAGGAGGAUAUUGGCCUGGGUGGGGUACUCGGCCUCCUUUGGUUCCAGCGCAGCUUGCCCAAAUACGCCAGCAAGUUCAUUGAGAUGUGUCUCAUGGUGACGGCUGACCACGGCCCUGCCGUGUCAGGCGCUCACAACACAAUCGUGUGUGCUCGCGCAGGCAAGGACCUGGUGUCCAGCCUCACCUCCGGGCUGCUCACCAUUGGUGAUCGUUUUGGAGGAGCUCUGGAUGCAGCAGCUAAACAGUUCAGCCAUGCAUUUGACAGCGGUCAGAUCCCCAUGGACUUUGUUAAUAAGAUGAAAAAGGAAGGAAAGCUGAUCAUGGGCAUUGGCCACCGUGUCAAGUCUAUUAACAAUCCAGACGUGCGGGUACAGAUCUUGAAGGAGUAUGCGCAACAAAAAUUCCCGGCAACACCACUGCUAGACUAUGCCCUGGAGGUGGAGAAGAUCACCACAUCCAAGAAACCCAACUUGAUCCUGAAUGUGGAUGGCCUGAUUGGUGUGGUGUUUGUUGAUUUGCUGAGGAGCUGUGGAAGCUUCACAAGGGAGGAGGCGGAUGAGUAUGUGGAGAUCGGAGCACUCAAUGGAAUCUUCGUCUUGGGUAGAAGCAUGGGCUUUAUUGGGCAUUUUCUGGACCAGAAGCGCCUGAAGCAGGGUCUCUAUCGCCACCCAUGGGAUGACAUCUCCUACGUCCUGCCUGAGCACAUGACCAUGUGAAUCCAACUUAUUGCCAUGCUGCAAUCAGGGUCUUAAACUCAAAAGUUAUUAUUUUAUUCCGUACUUUUGGAAAGUAUUUAUAGUUUAUGGAUGUGAAGUAAUUUUAUUAAGUUUUUCACUCAUUUACUGGUCUAAUGUCUUGGCGUGCAUUGAGUGUUCAUUAUUUGCAAUUGUGCAUGUGGUAUACAGCUGGCGAACGUGAUAAGGAAUAUACAAACAUGCUUUUAAGUAUAAAAGUAUCCUCAAUAUUUACUCAUUGUUUUACUGAAAAUGCUCCAUAUUAGACUACCUACAGUAUAUAAAGCUGGGUUUCUUCUGUUUCCAUCACUUGUGCUUUACUUUUUUGCACUUUCUAUUAGUUAAUAGUAUAAUUGUUAAAACACCCUAAGACUCAUGUGUCGUGGUGGUCAAAACUGAUGUCUUUAGAUUAGCAAAUGUGGAUAGUAAACCAUGCAUUAGCUAAAUUGCAGGGGUUAGAAAACAUUCCUUUCAAUAUAGCAAUGUUAAAUGAUAAUAAACCAAUGUUUUUUCUUAUAGUGCUGUAGAUAAUGAUAUACAGCACAAAUUAACCUUAUGGCGGGACCCCGGGGUCCCAUAAGCCCCCGGCUCUCGCAUAAACUGCGUUGCGACGUCAUUUUAUGUCUGUUGAAGGCAAACGAUACGGCAAUCUAUCCCUCUCGACCAGCUCUCCAUGAUGCGCUAAUCAAAGUUUCAAAGUUUUGUUCAUGACUACGGCAAUUUUGGCAACGACGGGUGCUUUGUGAAGAACGAGAGGAUUUAUUUCUGGUGGGUCGCGGCGUUUAUGUGCACGGUGGGACACAGUCGCCAAAAAUUAAUUAUGAUUUUGACUUCUGUUUAUUCGGGACCCUGGGGUCCCACCAUAAGGUUCAAAUGUCACACAACCCAUUCUCCAAAGUACUAUGUUCCAUAGUGAUCAGUUGACUACCUGAUUUACAUAUGUAAUGUUUGCUACAUCACCAAUUUAAAAUACAUUCAGCUUGUAGGUGCAACAUUGCUACAUUUGAAAUUUACUGGCAAGAUACUUAGAAGGUAUUAAAUUAUUAUCUAUUAGGAUAUUUUUGGACAUUUCAAGGAAACUGUUAUAUUAACUUUGUGGGGGUAUGAUAUUUUUUUAAGUUGAGGUUCAGCUUAGGUGAAAAGCUGUGAAUGCUCAAAUACUUUACUGGGCAACAUGAUGUCCAAGACAUUCUAGACAAUGGACUACAUACAGAACUUUAAAAAAGUAAUUAUACUCAAAUGUGGAAAGUUGUAUUGGCCUCUGAAUAGUUCCAAAGAUAAUGAAAAUGAUUUAAGGUAAUUGGUGAAAUUUUUGUGACGUUUUGCUGUCUUAUUGACAAUCUUAAUUAUUUUCGUUUUUUAAGUAUUUCUAUCUUAUGAAAAAGUUACCAUGCAUUUGUUUUUUUAUUCAUUACAAGGGCAGUAAACAUUGGAAUUGUAUGUUUGCUACAUUCAAAUACGUUCUUAUUUUGCUGUUUUGGUGUGUUUAAAAAUUUUAAAGAAUAAAUUCAGUUGCACCUGUCAAAUACA